UUUAUUGACAUCUAUCUUAGAAAUCAUGGAUCUCUAUUAGCUGUAGAGUUACUGAAGAUUGUAUGGAUGUUAAUGAAUGUCACGCUGCGUGUGAGAACGAACCUCGUGUGGCGUGCCGCGUCACGCCGCGUGUCGUUUCGCUGGCGCGUUGUCGAACAUGGCUGGAGUGACGACAAUCGCGGAUAACGACGACCCAGAAACGAGGAGGCCACAAUUCGGAACGCGGAAUUUACCGCACGAUGGAAACGUCUUCCAGCACAAUGCAUGGGAUAAUGUUACAUGGGAUGAAGAACAAGAGAAGUUAGCGCAACAGAAAGUAGAUGAAAAUUCUACUAUUACGAUGUCAUCUGAGCAACUCUUUAAAUAUGAAAUUGAAGCAGAUAAAUAUUGGGACAAAUUUUAUGGAAUACAUAAUAAUGGGUUUUUUAAAGACAGGCAUUGGUUGCUAAUUGAGUUUCCAGAACUGGCACCUAAUACCAUAAAACAGGACAUGGAAAGGCCCAUGAGAGCUGCAUUUACAGAUGAAGAUAAAAAAUGUGGUGAAAAACACAUAAAAAUCCUCGAUUUACCAUGUAAAGACAAUUGUAGAAUAUUGGAAAUAGGAUGUGGUGUAGGAAACACUGUAUUCCCUAUACUCAUGUAUAAUACAGACCCAAAGCUGUUUAUAUAUUGUUGUGAUUUUUCGGCGAAAGCCAUUAAUAUAUUACAACAAAAUCCUACAUAUAAUGUAGAUAGAUGUAAAGCAUUUGUUUUGGACGUAACUCAAGAAAUGUGGACAACUCCUUUUGAGCCUGAAAGUUUAGACAUCAUCGUUCUUAUAUUCGUAUUGUCUGCCAUUCAUCCUGACAAGAUGCAACAUGUUAUGCGGCAAAUGUACAGGUAUCUUAAACCAGGUGGAAUAAUUUUAUUUCGUGAUUAUGGCAGACACGAUUUAGCGCAAUUGAGAUUUAAGAAGGGUAAUUGCCUCGGUGAGAAUUUCUAUGUGCGUGGAGAUGGCACCAGAGUGUACUUUUUUUCUCAAGAGAAUAUUAGAAAAUUAUUUACCGGUAAUGGUUUCAUCGAGGAACAAAACUUCAUGGACAGAAGGCUGCAAGUUAAUAGAGGUAAACAGUUGAAAAUGUAUAGAGUAUGGGUACAGGCGAAAUAUCGAAAGCCGUCGUAGAAGCUACUUAAUGUGAAUAUCGUUAUCGAAUUUCUACUAAAAAUCUAAGAUUUAUGAUAAUAAUCAGUAAAUAAAAUAAUAGAAAUAUAUUUUUAUAUAUUGUUCUCGAGAUUUUAGAUGUUUACUCAAUGUACACUAAAAAUCGAUUUUCAUUUUAAACAUAA
This is a messenger RNA of Mycetomoellerius zeteki, 1326 nucleotides long. It is a transcript of the gene Mettl2, whose product is annotated as methyltransferase-like protein. The record is from RefSeq and is a predicted model, not a curated record. Bases 158 to 1162 code for a protein of 334 amino acids. Lineage: Eukaryota; Metazoa; Arthropoda; Insecta; Hymenoptera; Formicidae. The transcript is spliced from 6 exons. Gene Ontology annotation, molecular function: tRNA (cytidine-N3)-methyltransferase activity.